AUGGCGCGGUUCGGUCGCGCCGCGACCUUCCUCGCGGGCCCGUUCGAGGGGAUGACGGCGGGAUCCCUGGACGCGGAGAAGACCAAGGAGGCCUGCGCCGAGGUGCUGAAGAUCGGCAAGGAGUACAGCUUCGACGACUCGCUGCUCACAUCGCUCCCCAGCGCCAUCCAGAAGGCUCCCGACGCCCGCGGCGGCUUCGACACCCUGUGCCUGACGCAGGUGAAGGAGCUGUUCGAGAAAGCCAUCGCGGAGCUCGCUGCCACACUCGCGGCGGGCGAGCCGGCCAAGGCCGAGCGUGCCAGCGCCGUGGCCGCUGCGGAGGGGACCCUCGCGGCCGCAGAGGCGCAGGAGGCGGCCAGCAAGGAGGCUCUCGUCCAGGCGAAGAAGGAAGAGGGAGAGGCUGGGGAUGCGCUCAAGGCG
Prorocentrum cordatum is the source of this 420-nucleotide messenger RNA. The record is from the annotation of a GenBank genome assembly. Lineage: Eukaryota; Dinophyceae; Prorocentrales; Prorocentraceae.